Molecule: messenger RNA, 1963 nt
Organism: Phytophthora nicotianae INRA-310
Lineage: Eukaryota; Oomycota; Peronosporomycetes; Peronosporales; Peronosporaceae
Exons: 2
Coding region: 110-448 (112 amino acids)
Source: RefSeq, a predicted model, not a curated record
GCUUGGUGCUGCCAUGCGAUCCCGUCGAGUACAUGUAGCCGUCAACUGGCAGGGGCAACCAGCGCCGGCAGCGGGGCCGCCGAGGAUCUGACAGAGUUCAGAGCCACAUAUGACACACUCUGCGAGUACCCGAUGCCACGAGAAUGACAGCAAACUCUGGUGUCGAUUUGUCACAGCCCAUGAAGAGGGUGCAAAUAUUGCAGCGACGCAGCUCUCUAGCGUGCGAUCUACCAGGCUUCGAUUCAAGCUGUUGCGGGCCGCAUAUCUUAAGUUACAUUAUUUUUGCAGCGGGCACGGCCGCACGCCGAAGAUGGCUGUGCAUACUUGCACGGCGCGUGGAUUCUGCUGCGUCGUGAGCCACGUGCAACGCUAUAGACAUGCGCUGCAGUGUGUCUGGCAUAGAACCGCAAAGCUUGCCAACGCCUCAGGACAUGACGUCCUUGCUUAGCACUACCUGUGUCGAUGUGUGAAUUACGCUUCCAUGCCAACACACGACGACGCGUGUGUACGCGAGCAAUCGACUCUUUCGCCUGCUGCUGCAGUUGCCGAUGACGAAAGUCGAGCGGGACAACGUCGCAGCCAGUUCUUCGUGGUUGAAAUUACCAUUCGACACCGAUGCAUCUGAAUAAACCAUUGGCAAGGUUCGACACGCGAACCUCACGUCGAAGAUCACUCAGCUCAAGGUAGACUCGUUGCUCACCCGCAUAUACAUGUUAUAUUCUGUGCAUGCAGCAUACCCAAGGAGGCAUUCAUGUGCGCACUGUGCUGUCCAAGUGAGAGGCAUCGUGUCCAUGCGUGCAUACGAAGCUGCGACAGCGCGGCUGGAUGAUGCUAACGAGCUCUCAUUGCGAAAACUAUGUGCCAGCGAUCUACCGCUGGGCAUUAAUAUUCUUUGCUGCAGCUAGGGCCAAACUGAAUGAUAGCUGCCCAAAGCCUGCGAGAUACAUCAAAUACUUAGCUUCAAUGACCUAACAUAGUCGACGAGCCGUUCGCAAAUUGAGGCACCUACCCGACAGUACUCCAACGACUGUAGAGGGCAGGGUACCGUGAUGUAUCCCUAUGGGACUCACGACGAUGACACGGUUGUUGACAAGCUCCAAAGCACGGAGGAUGGUUGGUGAGUCGGAGAGACUCCCUGUAAGGAUCGAAAGGACACAAGUUUUAGGACACUCUGAAGGCUCAAAUAAAUUGAAACGCGUGCCAAACGUACCAACCCAACACAGCACGAUGAUCUCGUUCUCCUUGGCAUUGAGCAACCAGUCAAGGAUGACACCUUCGUGGUUGGAAUCGUGCGUGAUGAGUGAGAUCUCUUCAUCUACCGCCAAGUCCUGCACCUCCCGCAGCAACUCGGCCUUGAAACAGCCCACCCUGUCCACGAGCUCCUCGUAAAGCUGCAGGGCCCGUGAAUCAACAGAACCUCUGUAAUUCCGUCGCAAGAUCGGUGCAAGAAAUCCGUUGCUGUAUCAGAGUCGAGUGUGGUUUCUGCAGCCCUGAGCAGACUAUUUUCCGCAGGCGGGGAAGAGUUUUCGGUGCUUGUAGCGACAGGACCAGAAGGAGUAGCAUUGACACUAAUACCAUCCGAAAUUGACGUUUCGGUAUUGCCUGGCGCCAUUUCGGGGUCCAAAUUGCGCACAGGACUUGUCGGUGGCUCAGACACCGCGUCAUAUGCUCCUUCCGAUAGACCCCAUGACCUUCGCGCAUACCGUUUGUGCUCGUAGCCGGAGAAGUACUGACGAACCUGAGGCGGCAAACUGUAGCAGCCUCGCAUGUGCUUACACCAGCGCUCCUUGCUCCUAGUGGUGAACACUUUGUUGCAGUGGCGGCAUCGCGUCGUACGCGCCUUGCCCUUGCCGUCGUGAACUACGUGCUCAUCGAUGGAACUCAUUUAUCUGUUUCCUUUGCGUAAACUUUAGGUAUACCACACUAUCGAUACACCAUUGUUACAAUUAAAAAAGAUCCGCAC